AUGCCCUAUCGCCGCAUCAGUAAUGACCUCAAAGAGUGUGCGCUGCGUUUGUGGAAUUCCGGAUGGGAGUUAGAAGAUGUUUGCGCUGCUCUUGGUGUCUUACCUCGCAGCUGCUAUCACUGGCAGUCCAUCAUGGAAAGGGACGGCGCUGUAGAACGACCACCUUCACCACUGAGGGGACGUGCUCGGACGACAACCAGGGCAGUGCUCAAUGCAAUGGAAGACCUUCUUAUGGAGGAUUCUGACCUAUUUCUCGACGAACUUUCUACCUGGCUUGCAGUUGGCCAUGACAUCACUAUCAGUAUCUCAGCACUCGGUCGCACCUAA
This is a messenger RNA of Pisolithus orientalis, 327 nucleotides long. RefSeq lists its product as uncharacterized. The transcript has a single exon. Lineage: Eukaryota; Fungi; Basidiomycota; Agaricomycetes; Boletales; Pisolithaceae. The record is from RefSeq and is a predicted model, not a curated record. Bases 1 to 327 code for a protein of 108 amino acids.